Egretta garzetta (little egret) is the source of this 3000-nucleotide messenger RNA. Its product is annotated as major facilitator superfamily domain-containing protein 1-like. The record is from RefSeq and is a predicted model, not a curated record. Bases 1 to 1539 code for a protein of 512 amino acids. Lineage: Eukaryota; Metazoa; Chordata; Aves; Pelecaniformes; Ardeidae. Gene Ontology annotation, biological process: transmembrane transport. Gene Ontology annotation, molecular function: transmembrane transporter activity. The transcript has 14 exons.
AUGACGUUUCAGGGCUUGGCAGCGGAACAACCUCUGGGGACCCACUGGGCCCGGCGGGGCCUGCGGGAGGCCCGGGCCGGUGAGGUGAGGGGUGAGGUGGGUGCUCUCUGCCCCGCAGCCUCCUACAGGUUCGUGGUGCUCCUCUUCAACUGCCUCCUCACCUUCGGCUCCUACUUCUGCUUCGACAUCCCCAGCGUCCUGCAGGAGCAGUUCCAGGGGAACUUGACCUGCCCCAAUGGAACCCAUCAUAACGGCACCGGGCAUAAUAGCACGCUGGACUGUGUUGAAGGCUUGGGAAUGACACCCGCGCAAUACAAUUUGCUGUACGCGAUCUAUGCUUGGACAAAUGCAGUGGUGGUUAUUCUGGCUGGAUUCCUGAUUGACAAACUAGGAAAUCGCUUUGGUGUCUUUGUUUUCUCUCUUCUGACUGUGCUGGGAUCAUCAAUCUUUGCCCUAGGCUCACAUUUCAAGGGGUCGCCAUACCUCCUACCAAUGAUGCUAACAGGAAGACUGCUCUUUGGCUCUGGGAACGGGUCACUUACUAUUGUGCAGAACCGUAUCACGGCCUUCUGGUUCAAGGGGAAGGAACUGGCACUGGCGUUUGGGCUGACUCUGUCUUUCUCCCGUCUUGGGAGUGUCCUCAACUUCUUCUUCACUCAGCAGUUUGAGGCAAAAUUUGGAAUGCAGUGGACACUCUGGGGAGGUACCCUGCUCUGCGUGCUUGGUUUUGUUUCAGCCCUCACGGUCAGUGUACUAGAUAAAGUGGGCAUGAAGCAACUGGGCUUGGAUGGGGUUAUUCAGCAGGAAUCCAAAAAAGUGCGCAUUCAGGACAUCCGGCGACUUCCCCUUCGCUACUGGCUCCUGGUCCUCACCAUCAUGUUCUUCUACAACGGAGUCUUCCCCUUUGUGGCAGACGCCAGCAAGUUUAUCCAGGAUAAAUAUUCUGGCUACAGUCAGCAGGCAGCCGCUUACAUUGCUGGGGCAGUGUACGACAGCUCCCUUGUUCUCUCUGCAGCAGUUGGCAUAUUAAUUGACUACGUUGGACUGAGAGGCGUCUUUGCUGUUGGCUGUGCUGCAUUGACACUGCCAGUCUUCGCUCUCCUGGCAUUUACGUUUGUUCCUCCGUUAGUCUCUACCAUCUGGUUGGGGAUCACUUACUCCUUUGCUGCUGCUAGUAUGUGGCCGUCCAUACCCCUUGUGGUCCCCCAAGCAACUUUAGGGACAGCUAUGGGGCUUGCAACUUCUGUGCAGAUGGUUGGAGUUGGCCUUUCGAAUCUGAUUGUUGGACACAUUCUAGGAACAAAGUCCAGUGAAUUAAAGAUCCCCCUGUGGCGCUGGCAACGGAUGAUGAUCUUUAUGUUGGCAAACACCAUUGCAUGUAUUGUUGCCUCUGUUAGCCUCAAUGUUGCGGACAAGAAACAGGGUGGGACACUGAACAGAACAAGAAAGGGAGCACCUGUGGAGCAGGAGGCCAGAGCCCCUGCAGAUGCAGCACCGCUCCUUGAUGAUGAAACAGGAAACGAGGGCUCUGCCCGCUGAACCUGCGCAGCGUGAGAAGAGUGACGGCUGCCAGACACAGCGCUGAUCACUUCUCUUUGAAAGUGGAUUUUUAGUUUGUGUAUUUUAAAUGCCUUUAAAGGGAAUCUUGAAGGAAACUGUCUAUAGAAAGGGAAUGUUUCCACUUCCUUAUGCCUGGCACACGAGUGAAAGGUGUCUGCUGUAUGGUUCUUGGGCAUUCUCCAACAUACAGAAACCUGCAUGGGGCACUUUAAGAACUACACUAACAGUAAGUGAAACUAACCUAGCUGAAGCUUGCUGGUAAGCCAUUAGACAGUUGCUUUUCACCUUGCAUCACAACUGCCCACAUGAGGGCUGCCUGCCUGGUCCACCACCGUUUGUCCAUCACAAGAAUCCUGCACGUCAGCACCUGCUAAUCGGCACACCUGGCUAGGCCUGCUGUUCCAGUUACUGCUCUCAAUUAGCAUGAGUGUCUCACAAAUUACAUACCCAUGCAAGUGACACCAUCAUUAUUCUUCAGGCAGAAGACUGAAUUAAUCAAAUUGAUUACUUCUGCAUACAAGCCUAGCUUAAUUGCUUAUUACCUUACUAGAAAAGCUUCUGUAAGCUGUGCCUAUUCGUUUACCUUCAAAAGCGUAAAAGGUUUUGAUCUGAAAUUCUGUCCUUUAAACCAGGGUGCUCUUACUCACGAAUGCUACAGGCUUAUGUUGCUCAGCCAACUGCCCUUCUCACUAUGCAAAACGCUCAAACGCUCACACAGUGUUUACAAAAGCACAAAGGAUGCUUUAAGAAUGAAGUAAACUUUAACAUAGCCAAGUACAAGGAAUGCUGAAGUGAAUGACUUAUGUAAAUUAUUACAAGUUCUUACGAGAAAGAGCAGCUCUGCUGAAGUUGCAUUUAAUACAAACACUAAUAGAUUGAAAGCAAUUUAGGCACUGACGGCAUCCAGUGAAGUCAUAUUUUUAAGGAGCUGUCACAGAAGACAAAUACACCCAUCAAAGCAAAGUUUUCUUAAACUGACUCACUGAAGAGAAUGUGUUCAGAGAGCAACAUCUUUUAAGUUACAGUGUGAAUUAAUUUCACACCACAGACAGUUAAAGAAUUUCCCUGUUGGAGUCUGGUGCAGCACAAAUUUGGGGGUGGGCUGAGAAGUCACAGAAAUGCAAAAUCACAGACUCCUUUGGCUUGGCAGGGACCUCCUGAGAUCAUCUCAUCCAACGCCCUCUGCUCAGCAGGGUCAGCCAGAGCAGGUUGCCCAGGACCGUGUCUGGUCAGAGUUUGAGCGUCGGCACAGAUGGAGACUCUACACAACCUCUCUGGGCAACCUGUCCCGGUGUUUGACCGCCCCCAGAGUGACAAAGCGCUUCCUUGUGUUCAGAUGGAAUUCCGUGUGGUUUAAUUUGUGCCUGUGGCCUCUUGUCCAGAGAAGAGCCUGGCUCUCGCAUCCUCCCUCCCUCCCGGCAGGUACUUAACCAGGCUGCU